Molecule: messenger RNA, 1361 nt
Organism: Aureobasidium pullulans EXF-150
Lineage: Eukaryota; Fungi; Ascomycota; Dothideomycetes; Dothideales; Saccotheciaceae
Product: thymidylate synthase
Exons: 2
Coding region: 49-1080 (343 amino acids)
Biological process (GO): dTMP biosynthetic process
Cellular component (GO): mitochondrion; cytosol
Molecular function (GO): thymidylate synthase activity
Source: RefSeq, a predicted model, not a curated record
UUUCGUCCUGUACCUUCCCGAUUCCACACACAUAGCACACAAUACAGAAUGUCUCCUACAGCAACAACAGAACUCGGCCCUGCCAGCGGGCCUGAUGCCACUCUCAAGCCAGAGGAAACUCCCACUCACAAGGCUCCUCGCCAGCACCCAUCACACGAAGAGUACCAAUAUCUCGACCUGAUCCGCGACAUUCUCGAAUCAGGAGAACAUCGUCCUGACAGGACUGGCACUGGCACUUUUUCCAUCUUCGCCCCCAACCAACUACGCUUCAGACUCUCCGACAAGAACACUGGAAAGCUGAUCCUCCCUCUGCUCACCACAAAACGCGUCUUCCUUCGCGCCGUCAUCGCCGAACUGCUCUGGUUUGUCGCCGGUACUACAACGUCAGACCCCUUGACCGAGCAAGGCAUCAAAAUCUGGGAUGGUAACGGUUCACGCGAGUACCUCGACUCAGUCGGUCUCUCACACCGUGAAGUUGGUGACCUCGGCCCCGUCUAUGGUUUCCAAUGGCGUCACUUUGGUGCAGAAUAUAAAGAUGCAAAGACAGAUUACACAGGCCAAGGCGUUGACCAACUUGCCGAAGUCGUGCACAAGUUGAAGCACAACCCAUACGACCGCCGCAUCAUCCUUUCCGCCUGGAACCCUGCAGAUCUGAAGAAGAUGGCUCUACCGCCAUGCCACAUGUUCGCCCAAUUCUACGUCUCGUUCCCCAAGGAUGCACCUACCAAGGCAGAUGGCUCGAAGCAAGGAACUCUACACUCUAUCUUGUACCAAAGGUCUUGCGACAUGGGUCUAGGUGUACCUUUCAACAUCGCAAGUUACGCCUUGCUCACACACAUGUUGGCAAAGGUGUGCGACUUGAUCCCCGGCACAUUUACGCAUACCAUGGGCGAUGCACACGUCUACUGCGAUCACGUCGAUGCACUGAAAUUGCAAAUUGAGCGUGUGCCUAAGGACUUCCCCGAGCUCGUCAUUGAGAAGCCCGACACCGAUAUUUCAAUUGACGGGUGGAAGGUGGAAGACUUCAAGGUUUUGGGCUAUGAACCCCACAAGGGCAUUGCUAUGAAGAUGUCUGUAUAAUGAAUCUGUCGUUUUGGGAUGGACAAGGAGGGAACACACAUCUGGCGUUUCCGAAUGCAAGAGCCAAAUUACUGUAACAUAUUUGUUUCAACAUCACUCCCGAAUCGUGCUAUUCGUGAUCUUUUUCGCGUGCUGUACUCGCGUUUUUGUAAAGUCUUUUUCCCCCGUGAUUUAGGCGAGGAAUCGACAACAACUGUAUAUUAUAAGUUUUACAACGGAUAGUUUUUUACAAAGCGUCGAUAGAUCUAGACAUUAAGAUACGCUCUAUCUUACUAGCUAAU